Messenger RNA from Plasmodium knowlesi strain H, 3288 nucleotides. RefSeq names its product double-strand break repair protein MRE11, putative. Gene Ontology annotation, cellular component: nucleus; Mre11 complex. The coding region runs from base 1 to 3288 and encodes 1095 amino acids. The transcript has a single exon. Lineage: Eukaryota; Apicomplexa; Aconoidasida; Haemosporida; Plasmodiidae. The record is from RefSeq and is a predicted model, not a curated record. Gene Ontology annotation, biological process: mitotic G2 DNA damage checkpoint signaling; double-strand break repair via nonhomologous end joining; meiotic DNA double-strand break formation. Gene Ontology annotation, molecular function: endonuclease activity; manganese ion binding.
AUGGAUGGGGGCGGCGAAUGGGACUUUUCCUCAAGACGUCGGCCUCUCUUGAGGGGUACCCCCAGGAGGAAGAUGCAUCGUGGAAUCCAUCACAACCAGAGUGAUGGGAAGUCCAGUGAGGGAUACCCCUCGGACUCACCUCCGAUCGGCAGAAACAGAAAUGACAACCAAACCAAUAUGGAAGGAAAUCGAACGAAGGUUUUAUCAUUAAAGAGUCUAUACAGCAGGUUACAGAGAACGAGCGAGCUUAUUCUGAAGGGGGAGGAUAAACAAGACCAGGUGUGUGAGAAAGGUGAAUAUAUGAGUGGUGAGAACCAUGGUGGAGAUAUAAAUUUGGAGGAGGUUUCCACUCCUAAUAAGAAAUUGGACCUUCGCUCCACUCACAAGGGACCACAACUAAAAAGGCGCACCAGGAAAAUACAGCAUGGAAAAGGGGCCUCUGAUAAUGUAAACGAUAUUAGAAGAUAUUUUAUACAGGAAGAACGACAGAGGACAUCAACCAAGGAGGGGACUGACGGGGCAUCUCUCCAGGCGGGUAGCGAGUCUGAUGUGGAGGCUAAAAGGAGGAUCAAUUUGGAGGAGAAGAUUAGAAGGAAUGGUUCCACAAGGGGGCGCAUCGAAAGGAAGCGCGAUGAUCAAAUGAAUUAUCAAAAUGAUCCGAUUAGUGACCACUCAUUUCGCCCCCUACUGAGGAGGCAGAAUGAUCAGUCCAUUAGUUUUGCCUCGAAAGGGGGUUCAUCACAGUGGGGUAUCUCCAUAGACGGCGCAGAUGAAGAGGAACCGAGAGGAAGUAUCCCCACAGGGGGUGUCUGGAGAGGGACUUUGAAAAAGGAGAGUAACAAGGAAAGAACAAAGCACUCCUUGGAUGAAGGAAACGAUCAGAAGGAUGAUUCCAUGUACAGUCCAUCAGCACAGUGGAGAUUGUGUAAAAACGGAGGGAAGAUGAAUACGGAAGAGGAGGACGCCAAGUCGGAGGGAAAAUACCAAUCAUCGGACACCUCCCCAGUGCGCAAACGCAAAGGAACAAAGUACAAUAGUGUAAAGGAGGAAGAAGAAAAUGGAAAGCUAAAAAACUUAAAUUUGGAAGAAAUAAAAAAUCGACUCCGAAGGAAUGAACCAGAUACAUUAAAGAUUUUACUAUGCACGGAUAACCACUUAGGGUACAAGGAAAACAAUGCAGUGCAAAGGAAGGAUACAUUCAACUCGUUUGAAGAAAUACUUUUCGUUGCGAAACAUUUAAAUGUAGAUAUGAUACUUAAUAGUGGUGAUCUAUUCCACAAAAAUAAAGUUUCUGAAUACACACUUUUUAAGUCCAUGGGGAUUAUUAGGAGGUACUGUCAUGUGAGUCGUUACGAGGAUGCCCAGGGGGGUACUGAAUCGGCAGAAGCUUCUCCAGUGCGAGGAGCACAUCCUCGGAAGGCGCUCCUUAAGGAGGUGCACAGCUGUGAUUAUAAAUGGUAUGGUGGGGAUGAGAAGCUUGACCUGAAUGAGGAGAACAGUCAUAGUGAGGAGAGCACCCGAAGUGAUAGACGCAAUCGUAGUGAUAGACGCAAUCGUAGUGGGGAGAGCAAUCAUAGUAAAGAGAGCAGCCAUAGUGAUAGAAGCAUCUUCAGAGAGAAAGAUCCCCCGUAUGAUGUAGUACGCAUGUGUUCCGUGAAGGAAAAGGUCGAAACGGCUAUCCCCUUUUUUACGAUACACGGGAAUCACGACUACCCCUACAGCUGUGACUACAUCAGUCCUCUGGACAUAUUGCAUGUUGGAAACCUCAUCAACUAUAUUGGCAAAAGCACUCUGAACAAAAUUCUGGUGAAACCAGUACUGCUAAACAAGGAAGAUACCAAAAUAGCUAUUUAUGCCAUCGGAUGGAUUAAGGAUGAGCGUCUACAUAGAGCAUUCGAAGAGAAACAAAUCAAGUUCAUGCUGCCAAGUGACUAUACCAGUAGAAUCAACAUCCUCGUCUUACAUCAAAAUAGACACAUGAGAUGUGCAUAUGGAAAUGACUUAAAAAAUUUUAUUAAAGAAUCCUUCAUUCCCAGUUUUGUAGACUUAGUCAUAUGGGGACAUGAACAUUUUUCGAAACCUUACUUGGAGGAAAGUUCAUUCCAAUCUUUUUUCUCCUUGCAAUUGGGUUCAUCUGUACGGACAUCUCUCUGUGCAAAUGAAUACGGAGAUAAGUACAUCGGGUUGCUAGAAAUUAAGAAAGAAAGGUUUCGAUUUUUGAAAAUCCAACUGGAAAGCGUCAGGCCAUUUGAGCUUAAAGAUAUCAGAUUAACCAACUACCACUUAAAUUUUAACGAGGAAUCUGUGCUUAAGCAGUUUUUGCAUGAACAGGUUAGCGGCAUUCUGGAGACAUUUCAGAUGAGUUUUCGUGAGCAGAUGAAGCGCUACUACUUGUUCAGGCGGGCUUUCUUACGGGGGGACCGGGGCGGUAUCCACCGGGGGGUAGACGUGAAGGGGAAGAACCAUUUUGGUGCAGACCAUAUUGGUGCAAACCAUAUUGGGGUAAAGAACACUGGAAGAAAGGAUGAGGAGUCUCGCUUCUACCUUUCCGAAGGACACGACACCCUGUCGAACGAAGUGUUCACCAAACGGGAACUCCUGGACGAGUACUUCGACUCAGUCAUUUCAGAUCAGGAUGUAACGCACUUCCUUUGUGGCCUUCAGGACGAAGAGUUCUACUCCAGCACCUUCAUCCAUGUCGCCUUCUCCACCCCAAGCGAUACAUUCGAUUUGUUGAAAAUAAAAAAAGUACUGUACGACAAGCCGCUAAUCAAAUUAAAGGUUGAGUACGAAGACAUUAACAUUAUUAACACACAGUUGUUUGGCUCGACAUUCGCUAGCCGGGUCGGAAAUCCAUCCGAGUUCCUCACGUUUUACAGAAAAAAGGGGAAAACAAGCGGAGGGACCAAGGAUGAACGGGGAACCACCACCAUAGGGAUGGAACCUACUAACAUGGAUCAAAAGGAUCUCACUAACAUGGAAAAUAUAAAUGAAUACAACAAGGUAUUUGAUAUUCUUUUCAAUUAUUGCCAACUAAAGGACAAGCUAUCCAUCUUAAACGAAAAGACCAUCAAGGAAACGAUACUUAAUUUCAUUAGUAAUUCUAACUCUUCUUUUAAUUCUGAGACGACUGGCACGUCUGACUACUGCAACAUUAUUUCUAUGGUCAAUGACUCGGUUCGUAGGAAGGUAGAUCUCCUCGAGGGGAGCCUUCGGGAUGUCCCUGUGGAGAGCCUGACGGAAGAGUACCUCGCGGAAGUGCUUAAGAACCUUACCGGGGGGGUGUGA